GGAUCUUUACUCUUGGAGAAUGACCUCAAAAUGUUCAUCAGGAAUGUAUUCUCAGAGAGGAAAUGACAUGACUUCAAGACGAGCUAACUCAUAAGAAAAUGAACUUCCAUUGCAAUGAGUCCUCAAGCGCCACGCCUACGGGAUAUUUUCCAAACUGCAGCCUUCAGCCACGACUACAACCCGCAACCCAUUUUCAUUUCUCAUGAGUCAGCGGACACCAUGUCUGGGAGGACCGGGGAAGGACGCUCUGGCCGCACUAGAUGCUUGGGGCGACGACUAUGAUAAGCCCCUCUAUCCGUUGCUGGCGGCCAGACUCUGUGGUCGCGAUUUGGAAAUCUGCGCGGGAAGUGGGCGGUGCGGUGAAGCGGCGGUGGGUUGUCCUUUGGAGCUGCCCAAUCGAGGUGCACUAUUCUGUGCGCCUUCGGCGGCCUCUGAUUACAGCCUCAGCCAACUGAUCUCAGCCUCCCCGGAGAAGCCGCCCCUUUGAGCUGUAAGGGGGCGGGGACGGGGCGGGGCUCUGGCUGUGCCUCGGAGUUGGCGGCUUGCUCUGUCGGCGUGCAGGCGGGCUGUGAAAGACAGCGGCAGGAGCCAAUCAGCGAAUCGGCCCUCGCCCCGCUCAGGCACUCGCGCCAUCCCGGUCGCGGCCGUUACUGGUGGCGCGCGCGGGGACUCAAAGUAGAUCAUGGAAGACACCCAGGUUAUUAACUGGGAAGUUGAAGAAGAGGAGGAGGUUGAAGAGAGACCCAGUGAAUCUUUGGGGUGUAGCUCGGAGCCCCUUGGGCGACUGCGUAUCUUCAGUAGUUCCUAUGGACCAGAAAAAGAUUUCCCAUUAUACCUCGGGAAGAAUGUGGUAGGCCGAAUGCCUGAUUGCUCUGUGGCCCUGCCCUAUUCAUCUAUCUCCAAACAACAUGCGGUGAUUGAAAUCUUGGCCUGGGACAAGGCACCUGUCCUCCGGGAUUGUGGGAGCCUCAAUGGUACUCAAAUCCUGAGGCCUCCUAAGGUCCUAGGCCCUGGGGUGAGUCAUCGUUUGAGGGACCGGGAGUUGAUUCUCUUUGCUGACUUGCCCUGCCAGUACCAUCGCUUGGAUGUCCCCCUGUCCUUUGUCUCCCGGGGCCCUCUAACUGUAGAGGAGACACCCAGGGUACAGGGAGGAACUCAACCCCACAGGCUUCUGUUGGCUGAGGACUCAGAGGAAGAAGUAGAUUCUCUUUCUGAAAAGUGUGUGGUGAAAGGACCAAGGACCUCCUUUUUGGCAACAGUAGUUCCAGAGAGCGAUGAGGAGGGACCUUCGUCUGCCCUGGAUGGCCCUGGGCCACCUUUUGCCUUCAACUUGAACAGUGACACAGAUGAGGAAGAAAGUCAGCAACCAGGAGCAGGGGAGCCCUCCUCAGCUGCCAGAAGAGUCACCGCUGCAGAGACAGAACAGCCUAAACCUGUCACAACUGAAAUCCAGCUUGAAAAGGAUCAGUGUUCAGUGAAGGAGAAGAACAAUGACACGAAAGUUGAGAGGAAUGCGAGGAGUGGGGUGGUUCCAGUUGGAGUGAUUCUGGAGAGGAGCCAGCCUGCUGGGGAGGACAGUGACACAGACGUGGAUGAUGAGAGCGGGCCUCUGAGAAGGCUCACUGGGGUCCAUCUGGAAAGGGCCCAGCCUUGUGGCUUCAUAGACAGUGAUACUGAUGUGGAAGAAGAGGGGAUCCCUGCGACCCCAGCAGUAGUUCCUGUGAGGAAGAGGCACAUCUUCCAUGAAGUUGGUACAGAGAGUCCUCGGGCACCUGGCGUGGCACAUCGGCAGGAGAGCCCGGCUGGUAGUGAUACAGAUAUAGAGGAGAGGGAGGCCCCCCUGACCGUUCCUCUGGACAGAAGCCGAGCCUCUGUCGUGAUCGAUAGCAAUACAGAUGACAAGGAAGAAGUCUCAGCAGCGCUCACACUGGCACAUCUAAGAGAGAGCCGGGCCGUUGCGUGGAACAGAGAUGCAGAUGCAGAAGAGGAUAGGGCCCAACCGGUGGCCCUUCUGGAGCAAAGCCAAGCCUCUGCUGGGAGAGACAGUGACACAGACGUGAAGGAAAAGGGGCUCCCAGUGGAGAAGACAGGAACUGUUCCCAGGGGUCACACGGGCAAGGCAUAUUCGGAAAAGAGUCAACCUCCUCUCAGGGACAGUGAUACAGAGGUGAUGGAAGAGAAGAGCUCACUGGGGUUCCACCUGCAGAGAAGCCGAGCCUCUGCCACAGUGCAUGUCAACACACAAGUGGUGGAGGAAGUCCCACCAGGGCCAGCUGUUACACUUCUGGAGAAGCAUCAAGUACCUGUAGCAUGGACACGUCAAACAGAUGUGGAAGCUGAAGGAGGCCCAGCAAAGCUGCCUGUGGUGUAUCUAGAAGAAGCCCAGCCUCCUCUAGCUGGGGACUGUGGCCCAGAUGCAGAGGAGAACACAUCCUUAGCAGCCUCAGCAGUGGCAGAUGUAAGAAAGAGCCAGCUUCAUGCAGAAGAAGAUACUGGGACAGAGUGGGCUGCAGCCGUUCUUGAACAGGGCAGAGCUUUUAUGGCUGGGGCCCAGGGUGGGUCACCCGCGGCCCAAGUGGAGCAGGACCUUCUCCCUGUCUCAAGGAAUAACAUAGCACAUCUGGUGGUGGACACAGGCACUCCAGGGGAACCCACCCAGCCACAGAGAGAGGGGGCCCAGACCCCCACAGAAAGGGAGAGAGAACCACAUGUGGAUAGGACCAUGAACUCUGGAGACAACCACGAUGAUUCUGAAGAUCUGGACCUACAAGCUACCCAGUGCUUUGUGGAGAGAGAGAAUCAGAGCCUGGAAGUCCCCAGCAUGGAGGAUGAACCCACGCAGGCCUUCCUGUUUACUCUGCCCCAAGAGCCUGGCCCUUCCCGUUGCAGCUUCCAGGCCACAGGUUCCCUGGAUGAGCCAUGGGAGGUCUUGGCUACACAGCCAUUCUGUCCGAGAGAGUCUGAAGCCUCUGAGACCCAGCUCAUUGCCACCCACAUUGAAGCCCAUGGACCUUGCCCCUCUCCACCUACGGCAGCACCACAAGAGCAACAUCCAGAAAGUCCAGUUCAUGCAGAGUCACUGGGGAUUCAAGGCAGAGGGAUGCAGACUGUGGAGGAAGACAUGGGUACACCAAGAGAAACAGCAGAGAGGGUGACCCCUGAGAGAGGGCCAUUGGAGAGGGAAACUGAGAAACUGCCCUCGGAAGGAGAGAGGGAAGAUGUGUUGGGAGAGGAAGAAUCAACCAGGGGGAUACAGGACAGAGAACAAAAACAGGUGUUAGCUAGGGAUACUCAGAAACAAGAGUCUGACAAAAGAGUAAAAAGUGCAAGUACUGAAAGGGAUAUGGAGACUUUGAAGGUAGAAAUUGAGACACCUAAGGAAAUACAAGAGAAAGAGAGAGAAAAGCAGACUCUUACAAGAGAAAUAUUUGACAGAGAAGCAGAGAAACCAGUAGCAGAGAGAGAGUGUGAGGCAGGUGGGUUAGAAGGGAAGGUACCCAAAGUGAUGCUGGACAGAGGCCCACAGACAGGGGAGACAGAGGCGGGGGGCCAGGACCAGAAAGGCCAGGCCUCAGGUUCGACACCAGAGCCUGGAGCGGGGGCGGGAGACCUUCAGGGACUUGCUUCAGACCCCAUAGCUUCUGGGAGCCAGUCAGGUGGAGGAAGGGGUGCCCCAGUGAGACCCAGGAGGCAGCAGAGAGGCUACUUGAAUUGUAAGAUGCCACCUGCUGAGAAGACUUCCAGGGGUGAUCAGGAAUCCCCAGCUGCUUGUCGGCCUCCGGCAGUGCAGGAAGCUUCCGCGCCACUCCAGAACCCCCUCAUCUCUCAGAGCCCCAAAAGUCCUGCCCCUCAGUCCCUCCUUUCGCCCUCUCCACCUCCUUCAGAACCGCCCAUUCCCAGGACCAGACAAAAUGAGAGUCAGGAAGCUCUGGAGACUCCUUUUUCCUCAGAGCUGGACGCUCUCCACCCAAAACCCAAAGUCAAACCCCAAGGGUCCUCUCCAGUUUCUUCUGUACCCCUUGAGCCCCACCCUACCCCCUCCACAGACCAGCCUGUCACCCCCAAGCCCACAUCUCGGGCCACUCGGGGCAGGACACUUAGGUCCUCUGUCAAAACCCCUGAACGAAAUGUCUCCACAGCCCCUGAGCUCCAGCCUUCUGCCCACACAGACCAGCCUGUCACCCCCAAACCCACAUCUCAGGCCACUCGGGGCAGGACACAGAGGGCUUCUGUCAAGACUCCCGAACCAGUUAUCUCCACAGCCCCUGAGCCCCAGCCUUGCACUUCCACAGACCAGCCUGUCACCCCCAAACCCACAUCUCGGGCCACUCGGGGCAGGGCACUCAGGUCCUCAGUCAAAACCCCUGAACGAAGUGUCUCCACAGCCCCUGAGCUCCAGAAUUCUGCCCACACAGACCAGCCUGUCACCCCCAAACCCACAUCUCGGGCCACUCGGGGCAGGGCACUCAGGUCCUCAGUCAAAACCCCUGAACGAAAUGUCCCCACAGCCCCUGAGCUCCAGAAUUCUGCCCACACAGACCAGCCUGUCACCCCCAAACCCACAUCUCGGGCCACUCGGGGCAGGGCACUCAGGUCCUCAGUCAAAACCCCUGAACGAAGUGUCUCCACAGCCCCUGAGCUCCAGAAUUCUGCCCACACAGACCAGCCUGUCACCCCCAAACCCACAUCUCGGGCCACUCGGGGCAGGGCACUUAGGUCCUCUGUCAAAACCCCUGAACAAAAUGUCCCCACGGCCCCUGAGCUCCAGCCUUCGGCCCACACAGACCAGCCUGUCACCCCCAAACCCACAUCUCGGGGCAGGACACAGAGGGCUUCUGUCAAGACUCCCGAACCAGUUAUCUCCACAGCCCCUGAGCCCCAGCCUUCCACUUCCACAGACCAGCCUGUCACCCCCAAACCCACAUCUCGGGCCACUCGGGGCAGGGCACUCAGGUCCUCAGUCAAAACCCCUGAACGAAGUGUCUCCACAGCCCCUGAGCUCCAGCCUUCUGCCCACACAGACCAGCCUGUCACCCCCAAACCCACAUCUCAGGCCCCUCGGGGCAGGACACUUAGGUCUUCUGCUAAGACCCCUGAACCAGUUGUCCCCAUAACUCCUGAGCCCCAGCCUUCCACCUCUAAAGACCAGUCUCUCACCCCUGAGCCCACAUCUCAGGCCACUCGGGGCAGGACACAUAGGUCCUCUGUCAAGACAUCCCAGCCAACUGAACCCACAGCUCCUUACCUUGAACCUUCGUCCCCCACAGACCAGCCUGUCACCCCCAAAGUCAUAGCUCAGUGUGGUCAGAGCAGGACACUAAGGUCUUCUACAGUAAGUGCUGUGCCAGUUCCUACCACCCCUGAAUUCCACUCUCCAGUCCCCACAGAACAGCCUAUUCCCCCUGAGCCCAUCCCUGAAGCCAAUUGCAGCAGGAGGCCAAGGGCCACUAGGAAACCUGGGUCUCUCACAGCUCACGUUCAUGAACCCUACUCUGCGCCCUCCGAACCUAACUCCCGGUCCUCAAGGAACCAGAGACGAGGGGCGGUGAGAGCAGCCGAGUCCCUUAGCACCAUUCCUGAGCCUGCCUUUGCCCAGCUUCCCGAGGCACCCACUCAUGCUCCCCAGAUCCCAAAGGGGGAGGCAGCAGAUAGAUCUGGCUUCACCCCAGAGCCCCAGCCUGAGGCCUCUCAAAAUCACAAGAGGCCUUUAGCUACUGUGGACUCACCUCCACUUCAAAAACGGCUCCAAAGAGAAGUUCCCCAGAAGACAGCAUUCCUUAAGGAAGAAGAAGAAAAUCCUGCAGCGAAGCUGAGGAAGAUAGAGGAUGUAGUGAUUCCAGAACCAGGCAAGAGAAAGAGAGAGCAGACAGAGGAGGAGCCCCGGGAAAUACCGAGCCGCAGCCUGCGACGGACCAAACCUAUCCAAGAGUCCACGGCCCCCAAAGUGCUCUUCACAGGCGUGGUAGAUGCUCAUGGAGAGCGGGCAGUGCUGGCCCUGGGGGGCAGUAUGGCCAGCUCAGUGGCUGAGGCUUCCCACCUGGUGACGGAUCGGAUCCGCCGGACAGUCAAGUUCCUGUGUGCCCUGGGGCGGGGCAUCCCCAUCCUCUCCCUGGACUGGCUGCACCAGUCCCGCAAGGCAGGUUGCUUCUUGCCCCCGGCUGAAUAUGUGGUGACUGAUCCUGAGCAGGAGAAGAACUUUGGCUUCAGCCUUCGGGAGGCCCUGAGCCGGGCUCGGGAGCGAAGGCUGCUGGAGGGCUAUGAGAUUCACGUGACCCCAGGAGUCCAGCCACCACCACCUCAGAUGGGAGAGAUCAUCAGCUGCUGUGGAGGCACCGUCCUACCCAGCAUGCCCCGGUCCUAUAAGCCUCAGAGAGUUGUGAUCACAUGUUCCCAGGACUUCCCUCGAUGUGCCAUUCCAUUUCGGGUUGGGCUGCCCAUCCUCUCACCUGAGUUCUUGCUCACAGGAGUACUAAAGCAGGAAGCCAAGCCAGAGGCCUUUGUCCUCUCCACUUUGGAAAUGUCAUCCACCUGAAAACCCCACCCCAGUAUGCUUUUCCUCCCAGACCAAUAUAUAAAGUGUUAGAAAUAUUUGGAAGAAAGAACUUAGGGCUUUAGAAAGGAUUGGGGUGUACUGAUCUGAUUUGUCUUGGAACACGGGUGGGGCCGAAAAGGCUUGUUGGUAAACAAAGACAGGGAGAUUGGGAGCCACAGAUUUUCUUAAAUGGCCAUUUAAAGUUGGCCAAUCCCAUGCUCAGAUAUCUUAAGUUGCUGCUCAUAUUUAGCUGGACUGAUGUGCUUAUUGCUCUAUGGCACGCACAGUGUCCUGCCUCCUGUUUGGAAACCAUUUGUUUCUCUUCUUCUUUUCUUACUGGGAUUCUUACUCAUCCUGCAAAAGAUAGUGGAAACAAUUUUAGUGUCCUGAACUUGAAAGAAUGCUUGGAGUGAGUAAAUUUGAAGGUGGAGUUAUGGAAUGCUACUAAAAUAUUUUCCUCUCUCCUUGCCCUAUCUCGUUAGAAGCAUCCUUUAGCUUUGACGUUGAGCAAAUCUCUGCCCUUUUUUUUUUUUCUGGCCUGCUUUUCCAGUAUUUAUAAAGUUAGCUUAGGCUUAACCUCUGUGAUAAAUAAAUAUUCACUAUGUGCCUUA
This is a messenger RNA of Balaenoptera ricei (Rice's whale), 7143 nucleotides long. It is a transcript of the gene MDC1, whose product is annotated as mediator of DNA damage checkpoint 1. Gene Ontology annotation, biological process: positive regulation of transcription initiation by RNA polymerase II. The transcript is spliced from 15 exons. NCBI's taxonomy places the organism in Eukaryota, Metazoa, Chordata, Mammalia, Artiodactyla, Balaenopteridae. Gene Ontology annotation, molecular function: protein binding. The record is from RefSeq and is a predicted model, not a curated record. Bases 683 to 6532 code for a protein of 1949 amino acids. Gene Ontology annotation, cellular component: nucleus.